UUUACUGGGACCCAGACAGACAGCAGACCGGCUGUCCCGAGCUGCGCUGAUCCUUCACUCUGCACAACAAGCUGCAGUCAGUCUGCUGCCUCUGGACCACCUGCCUCCCCGAGAAUAACACUCCGACCAGCAGCCAAACCAAGGAGGCGACAUAAGAGACUUGACCGGCUCUUGUGCGACACAUCCCCGGCUUCCAGCACCUUCUCACCCCCCCUCGUCCUGCGGGAGGACCGGCUGCGCGCAGGAGAACCGCUUGGUGACGCGCGGUGGUUUGUUGUCGUUACCAGGAGAGGAGCCGGAUCUGCUGCAGGUCCCAGUCCACCGGGCUGCCCCCCUCUCCUCUCAGAGGAGACUCUUGCAUGGAUGCACCAUGGCCACGUUUGUCUGCAGGGUUCAGUUCUUAGAUGACACCGAUCCGUUCAACAGCACCAAUUUUCCGGAACCGACCAGACCUCCGCUGUACACCUUCAGGGAGGAUAUCCCGCUGAUCAACCAGCUAGCAGGAGUCCACCGGCUCCUCAAAGCCCCGCACAAGCUUGAUGACUGUACGCUGCAGCUCUCCCACAAUGGCACCUAUCUGGAUCUGGAGUCCUCUCUGGCGGAGCAAAGGGACGAGCUGGAAGGCUUCCAGCAGGAUGACACAGGGUCCAGAGGGAAGAAGCACAGUGUUAUUCUACGGACCCAGCUGACCGUCCGUGUACACGCCUGCAUCGAAAGACUGUAUAACUCCAAUGGACGUGACUUGAGAAGGGCUCUGUUCUCUCUAAAGCAAAUUUUUCAGGAUGACAAAGAUCUGGUCCAUGAGUUUGUGAUGGCCGAAGGUCUGACGUGUCUCAUCAAAGUGGGAGCAGAAGCUGACCAGAACUACCAGAACUACAUAUUACGAGCUCUGGGGCAGAUCAUGCUGUAUGUAGACGGGAUGAACGGAGUCAUCGGGCAUGCUGAAACAAUCCAGUGGCUGUACACUCUUGUUGGCUCCAAGUUCCGCCUGGUGGUGAAAACAACCCUGAAGCUGUUGCUGGUGUUUGUGGAGUACUCCGAGUCCAACGCCCCGCUGCUGAUAGACGCCAUCACCUCCGUGGACACCAAGAGAGGAAGCAAGCCGUGGUCCAACACCAUGGAGAUCCUGCAGGAGAAGGACGGAGUGGACACAGAGCUGCUGGUCUACGCCAUGACCCUCAUCAAUAAGACACUUGCAGCUCUGCCUGAUCAGGACUCAUUUUAUGACAUGGUGGACGGUCUGGAGGAGCAGGGCAUAGAGACAGUGUCCCAGAGACAUCUGGGGCGGAAAGGCACUGAUCUGGACUUGGUUGAGCAGCUUAACCUUUAUGAGACGACUCUUCGACAUGAAGACGGAGACGAUGACAGCCAGCCUCCACCGACGGGACGCCGCGACCGCCGGCGAGUCAGCCUCGGAGGCGGGGACAAAAAGCGCGGCCUGGAGAGAAGGCGGAGCCGCAGGGCCUCUCUUGGGCGAUCCGGUCACGCGUCCCCUUGCAGCCCCGCGUCCCCACAGAGGGCCGGCUUCCAUCCGUUCAAUGGACAAAAAGCUGAGGACACAAGCGAGAGCACGGCCAGACAUCUUCCACCCAUAGUUCACCGAACAACCGUCCAGUCCAUCACCAUCACCUCCAGGAAGGAGAACACCAAAGAGGAGGAGCAGAGGAAUCGGACUGAACCGCCUCCACCACCCACCCUCCACUCCCCUCCUACCCCCUCCUUCUCCUCCCCUGUCAGCCCCGCAACCCCCACCUCCCUCCUGGCGUCCCUCCUGGCCAGGAAAAGGUCCAUCGUCACCGUCCCGGCCACUAAGGAGGUCAGCCCGCCGUCCCGCGGCAGCUCCCGCCCCUCCCCCCCCGAACGCAUGCCCUACCUGCCCCACUCCCCCUUCCACCUCUUCUCCUAUGACCUCGAUGAGGAGCCAGCUCCACCCAAACCCAGCGAAGACUCCCCCAAAUCCACGUCUCCCAGGAAUGGCUUGUCCUACUCCUCCCUCCCAAGUACGCCCACCAGCUCCAGGCCUGCUCUGGGAGGUCUUCUGUCGUCGUCUUAUCGACAACACCAGGAAUCUCUGGCAGCAGAGCGAGAACGCCGCCGUGUGGAGAGAGAGGAGAGACUGCAGAGGAUAGAGCGAGAGGAGAGGAACAAGCACAGCCGCGACUAUGUGGAUAAAAUGGAAGAGGCCAGGCUCGCGCGGGAGGAGAGGUAUAAGAACGUGGAGCGUCUGGCGGCGGAGGAGUUUGAGAGGGAGCACGUCCGGGUGUCAAGGACUCGCCCUGACCUCGACCUGACCUUUGAACCCGCGGAGGCCUGGCCCUCGUCAUCACGCAGCAGCACGCCGUCCUCCUUCGCCUCCCAGGAGGACGCAGAGGCCGACCUCGAAGCGGGGACCCCCGCCACCCCGUCUGAAACUGGAGACGCUGAUGACUCCAGCGCCAGUGUAGAAACAGAGGAGAAAGAAGCCAGUGCUGAAGAGGAGGAAGAACAGAAAGAAGAGGAAGUACAGGAGGAAGUACAGAAGGAAGCAUCGGCAGAAAAGGAGGAGGAAGGAGAAGAGGGUGAGCAGGAACCAGAGAAGGAGAAAGAGGAGGUGGAGGUGGAGGUGGAGGCGGAGGCGGAGGCUGAGGAGGACAGCGGCAUCCUGAGCGACAAAGAGCGACAGAAUGAGGAGGUGAAUGAGAAGGACAACUGCUCCGCCUCCAGCAUCUCGUCAGCCAGCAGCACUCUGGAGAGAGAGGAGAGGGGCAGCAGUGAGAAUGGUUUUAAGGAGACCGAGGUGAACGAGGAGUGCAGCAAGCUCCUCAACAGUAAACUCUUCAUGCUGGACAUGCUGUACUCCCAGAACAAGAAGCCCAGUGACGAGGAGGAGGAGGAAGAGGAUGUGGAGAAGGAGAAGGAGAAGGAGAAAGAGAAAGGGGAGGGGGAGGACAAAGAAACCCAGGAGGAUGCUGGAACGCAACUGGGCGAAGACGAGGAGAUCGACCACAAGGCUGAGAAACCAGAUCAGCGCGGGACCAUCCGGCCGUUCGCCGAGCGGUUCGGACACUUGAUCAAGGACCUCGGCUCCAACGCCCCUCACCUGGACGUCCCCGCCAACGAGCCCCCUCCCCCCCCGCCCAAAAAGGAAUCGGACACGAUCUGGGACCAGCUCCUGGCCAGCCCUCGAGAGCUGCGCAUCGGGGACAUCAACUUCACCGACCUGACGGAGGAAGACGACAAAGACAUUCUGGAUGCUGUUUUGAUGGGAGGAUGCAGCGACCUCCCGCCGCCGCCGCCUCCUCCGCCCCGCUUCCCUCCGCCUCCACACAUGCUGGGCGGCUGCCCUCCUCCGCCUCCCUUGAUUGGGAUGAUGAGCCCUCCUCCUCCACCUUUCUUUAGUGCCCCCAUUCCAGUGCCUCCUCCCCCAGAGCCGCCACUUUUUAACAAGAAGAAGAAGACAAUCAGGCUCUUCUGGAGCGAGGUGCGUCCGACGGACUCUCAGUACAAGGACUACAAGCGGAGUGAAGACUCGUUCUGGUCCAAACUGGAACCAGUGAAAAUGGACACAGCCAAACUGGAACAUCUGUUUGAGACGAAAUCAAAGGAAAUACCAGUUACAAAGAAAACAGCAGCAGACGGCAAGCGUCAGGAGAUCAUCGUGUUGGAUUCCAAGAGAAGUAACGCCAUCAACAUCGGUCUGACGGUGCUGCCUCCUCCUCGCACCAUCAAGACGGCCAUCUUGAACUUUGACGAGUACGCGCUCAACAAGGAGGGCAUAGAGAAAAUCCUGACGAUGAUCCCCACAGAGGAGGAGAAGCAGAAGAUCCAGGAGGCCCAGCUGGCCAACCCUGACGUCCCGCUGGGCUCCGCAGAGCAGUUCCUCCUCACUCUGUCCUCCAUCAGCGAGCUCUCUGCCAGACUCCAGCUCUGGGCCUUCAAGAUGGACUACGAGGCAACGCAGAAGGAAGUUGCAGAGCCGCUGCAGGAUCUGAAGGAGGGUAUGGAACAGCUGGAGAAGAACAAAACUCUCCGUUACAUCCUCUCCACACUGCUCUCUAUGGGAAACUUCCUCAAUAGCACCAAUGCGAAAGGCUUCGAGCUGACAUAUUUGGAGAAGGUUCCAGAGGUGAAGGACACGGUUCAUAAGCAGUCUCUGCUGCAUCACGCCUGCUCCGUGGUGGUGGAGAACUUCCCUCAGAGCACCGACCUCUACUCCGAGAUCGGAGCCAUCACACGAUCUGCAAAGGUGGACUUCGACCAGCUGCAGGAGAACCUGUGUCAGAUGGAGCGGCGCUGCAAAGCAUCAUGGGAUCACCUGAAGGUGAUCGCCAAGCACGAGAUGAAGCCGCAGCUGAAGCAGAAGAUGUCUGACUUCCUCAAAGACUGCGCUGAGAGGAUUAUUAUACUCAAGAUCGUUCACCGCAGGAUCAUCAACAGGUUCCACUCGUUCCUGUUGUACCUGGGUCACCCGGCCUACAGUGUGAGAGAGAUCAGCGUCCACAGGUUCAGUAAAAUCCUCAGCGAGUUCGCGCUGGAGUACCGAACCACCCGAGACCGCGUGCUGCAGCAGAAACAGAAACGAGCCGACCACCGCGAACGCAACAAGACGAGAGGAAAGAUGAUCAUGGACGUCAACGCUCCUUCUGAUGAUGAAGACGAGAGUGAGGCUGGUCGUUAUGGCUCCAGCAGCAGCAACAGCGCCCCCGGUGGCAGCCAGGAGGUGCAGCACCCUCAGGGUCUGGGCCACACCGAGGACGCUGCAGAACACGAGCACAUGAAGGCCGUGCUGAGGACCAGCCUCAGCGGCGGCGACAAGGAGGCCAGCGGCGUGCCCGGGCUCCGGACACGGACAAGAUGCCGGCCCGGAAGAGGAGGUCGCACGGUGCAGGCGUGGACUCCUCCUGUGGAGGACACUCAGGUCUGUGGAGACGACGCUGCGGAUGAGAUCAUGGAGCGCAUCGUGAGGUCGGCCACGCAGGGUCCAGGAACCAGAGCGCAGCCCCGAGAGAGGAGGAGGUCCAGGGCCAACCGCAAGUCAUUGAGGCGGACUCUGAAGAACGGUCUUACUCCUGAGGAGGCUCUGGCUUUAGGACUAACUGAUUCUCCAGACACUUGAAUCUGAUGCGUCUGCUGUCGUAGCCGCUGAAACAAACUGACAGUCGAGGAGGCGACUCCUCUUUCUCCUCCACACUAAACAGCUGAGUUGUUUCACAAGUCACAAACCCCUUUUAGGUUUUUUGCCAGCUGCUAAUUUUGCCUGAUGUGUCUGAGUGAUGAAGCUGCAGCCACAAUAGUGUUUUUUUUUUUGUUUGUUUUUUUAUGCAACGCAAAGAAAAAAAUCUUCUUGAGGAAGAAAGUGGAAGUGAAGAAAGAGAACUGAUGUAUUCAACCUGGCAAAGGAAAAGAACAUUUGAAAUCCAGCGACGUCGCCUCGACUCUGAAUGGAAACAUUUCUCAUCUAAACAUAUAUUUGAAAUGUUGCAUUAGUCCAAAGAGAUCACUUUCUGCAGCUGUGACUUCACCACGUUUCAUUUAUUUAAGCUGUGAAUUUGGGUUGUAAAGGUUAACGGGACGAGGAUGAAGUUCGAUUUUGUUCUCUUAUCCACUUUCAGAGAAUCGCCACAAACAAAAGAGGCUCACUAAGAAUUAUUGUGUUCUGAAAAGGCAAAUGUUUGCUUCUGCAGCUGCACGUUUGACAAGUGACGAGUGUAGUUUUGUGUCGUAAGAACGCGAAAGGUUUUCAAUCUGAUGUGCCUUUAAUCUAAAAAAAAGGGACGAUAACGUACCUUUUCACCAUCUCUCCCUCUUGCUUCAGUCACCUCCUACUUCUCAGAUAACUCACUAAUGUCACAUCCACAGGUCUAGUUACAUUGUGUACGACUGUUGAUUACACUUUUUUUAUUUUAUUUUGGCAAAAUAUUUAUUUGCAAAGCUCGGACAUGGUGCACCUUACUCAACAUUGAAAGUUUCUAAUGCUGAAAUGAACUAAACAAAGACAAAAGGAAGUAUUUAUUUCAGAGGAAAGUGUUUGUAAAGUGUAAAAAGACAAAAAGGUAAAGACAUUUUUAAAAUUUUAAUAAUCUAUUUUGAAGGACAUGCAGAUAAUUCUGCAGAAAAAAAUGUGUAAAUGCCCUCGUCAGCUGCCAGGUACUACGUAGUACUACAGUGUGCAUGUUUAGUGCGGUUCAUGUGAUGUAUUAUUUUUGUAAUUUCUGUAGAAACUUGUAUUAUAGUUUGAGAGAAAGUGGGGAAACGAGUCUAUUCUGUGAAUUGCAAUCAAAGAUAAAAGAAAUGAAAGAUGUGAUCGUAGCUGAAAUGUGUGUUUUCAAGGUAUUGCUGAGCGAGCGGAGCAGCGUUUGGGCAUUUACUUUGAACUCUGCGGUCACAUUGAACUUUGUAUGAACUUGAACAGUUUGUGGAUAAUGUAAGUCUCAGCUGAACCACCUGCUCCUCUCACAGUGCAACAAACAGGGAGAUAAAUAUAGAUCGCUGCAUAAAUAUAAUGUGGUGAGCUGAACGGGACACUUUCACUUGAAAUGCUGUGUAUACACACUCUGCAAUAAAAAACAAAAACAUUGAG
Messenger RNA from Centropristis striata (black sea bass), 6559 nucleotides. RefSeq names its product formin homology 2 domain containing 3a (gene fhod3a). Gene Ontology annotation, cellular component: cytoskeleton; cytoplasm. Bases 371 to 5095 code for a protein of 1574 amino acids. The record is from RefSeq and is a predicted model, not a curated record. Gene Ontology annotation, molecular function: actin filament binding. Gene Ontology annotation, biological process: sarcomere organization; cortical actin cytoskeleton organization; actin filament network formation. The transcript has 28 exons. Lineage: Eukaryota; Metazoa; Chordata; Actinopteri; Perciformes; Serranidae.